AUGCUGCGCGCCGUCAACUCGGCCCACGACCUGGGCACCGCGAUCCGCCGCCAGGGCCAGCCUUGCGCCGCCGACGCGUCCCUGUACGGCUCCUCCGGGGCGCUGCACCACCAGCACCAACUGCUCCACCAGCUGCAGCACCAGCUGCACAAGCUGCAGCGCCAGCAGCACCUGCAGCUCUCCGGCGCAGCCAAGGCCCCGCGGACGUCGUCCACGUCGUCCCGGUCGCCGUCCGCCGCCUCCAACGGCGCGUGGCGGGUCUCGGGGGGCAGCCCGCAGUCGCCUGAGCCGGCGGCGUCCCAGCGGCAGGCUUCACCGGUCGCCUCGUCGCCGGCCGUGCAGCCCGGCCCCAUCGCCGUGCACUCGAGCCAGGUGUCGCUCGUGAGCCGCGGCGCCGGCCCCGCCAGCACGCAGUGCCAGUGCGUGUGCCACCACUGCGGGGACCACGCCAGGCGCGCCGGCCAGGGCAGCGAGCCGGGCUCCUUCUACGAGGACGGCCGGCCGAUGACACCCGAAGGGCUGUCGUGGCGCCGACUGCACAUGAGCCGAGCCAAGCUCAAGGCCACGGCCACCACCUCGGAGCUGCUCUCCGGCUUCGCGAUGGUGGCGAUGGUGGAGCUGCAGAUCAACGAGCCCACGCAGGUGCCCGAGUGGCUGUUCGUGCUGUUUGCAGUGUGCACCACGGUGCUCGUGGCCGUGCACAUCUUUGCCCUCAUGAUCAGCACGUACCUGUUGCCCAACAUCGACGCCAUCAGCAAGCUUCAGGUGUCUGGGCUGGUGAGCGAGAGCCCCCACGAGCGGAUGCGCGGCUUCGUGGAGCUGGCCUGGGCCUUCUCCACCGUGCUGGGGCUCUUCCUGUUCCUGGUCGAGGUGGCCAUCCUGUGUUGGGUCAAGUUCUGGGACUACUCGUUCACGGCGGCCAUCGCCGCCACCGUCAUCGUCAUCCCGGUGCUCGUCGUGUUCGUCGUCUUCGUCGUGCACUUCUACCACAGCCUGGUGGUGUACAAGUGCGACGCCUCGCUCAGCGACAUGGAGCAGCUCGAGGCCACGCUCAAGAAGCUGGACAAGGGCAGCCCGGUCUGACCCUUUUCAGACCUGUUGAUUCGACAGGUCGGCCGGUCGGUGGCACGUUCAGUUCCAUGUCGAUUAUACGACAGUGGUACUGCCCUCGAGUCAAGACUUUUCAGUGUGGUGUUGCUGUGCAUAAGACUGAAAUAUCUUCCACUUGCUGGCUGCGCACUUCGUUGCAACGCGGUGCGGCAGUCGUUGUUUCUUGUAUGUGAUACAAAGGUCUAGGCUGAUGUUAUGUAGUAUUUUGUUAAUAAUGUUUUAAAUGUGUGAAAAUGCUGGUCGUGUAAAUAGGUGUUGCUGGCAGCACUGAAAUUUAAUUAUGUAACUGGGUGUGACGAGUAUUAUAUUAAAAGUGUCACUUUCAACGCGUGUAAAUUUGCGUCAGUAACACAUGAGAUGCAAUAAAACUGUACCAGAGUGAAUAUAAUAA
Messenger RNA from Thrips palmi, 1501 nucleotides. Its product is annotated as calcium release-activated calcium channel protein 1-like. Gene Ontology annotation, cellular component: membrane. Gene Ontology annotation, molecular function: store-operated calcium channel activity. Lineage: Eukaryota; Metazoa; Arthropoda; Insecta; Thysanoptera; Thripidae. The record is from RefSeq and is a predicted model, not a curated record. Bases 1 to 1083 code for a protein of 360 amino acids. Gene Ontology annotation, biological process: store-operated calcium entry. The transcript has 5 exons.